CUCUACUCAUAUCCAAAUCUUAAUUUUCAACUCCCAAUACAAGACAAUAAAAACUUCCUCUCACGAUGAACCAAUUCGUUCAAUUUUUUCUCUCUGUAAUUGUAGUAAGUACCGUUGUCUCCGGCACCGUUGAAGACACUACCCAUGAAAUUGUUGAUGCGCUGGCGUAUGCCCAAUUUCAAGAAUGGUCAGCGGUUUUCAUAGAAACAAACGACAAGAUUCGAGGGGAGGUUCUCCCAUCAACACUCUUCAUUCCAAACUCCUCAUACAGUGGUGGAGAAGACAAUCAUAAGUUGGCUGCAUACCAUGUUGUCUCAGAGAGGCUUGAGUUUGCGGAUCUUCUCUCCAAGGCAAGUCAGUCUCGACUACCAACUCUUCUUACCAACUACUCAAUCCUGGUAACCAACAAUUCUGAAUUUGGUUUUGCUGUGGACGGCGUUCUCAUCACCGAACCUGACGUCUUCGUCGAUACCUACAUUGCCAUCCACUUCAUUGCAUCUCCCCUUGAUUUCGAAACGUAUGGUCACGUCGAAUCUAAGCCUAGCGGCAGCUAUUCUACGGAAUGGUCGUUUUUUUCCUUUAUGCUCGUUACAGUUGUGGCUCGCAUCAUCUCGGAGAUCCUUAUUCUUUCGGGCUAGAGUUUUAAAAUGGGCUAAUAACUUUUCA
This is a messenger RNA of Raphanus sativus (radish), 666 nucleotides long. Its product is annotated as putative fasciclin-like arabinogalactan protein 20. NCBI's taxonomy places the organism in Eukaryota, Viridiplantae, Streptophyta, Magnoliopsida, Brassicales, Brassicaceae. The record is from RefSeq and is a predicted model, not a curated record. The transcript has a single exon. The coding region runs from base 66 to 638 and encodes 190 amino acids.